Messenger RNA from Neltuma alba, 540 nucleotides. Its product is annotated as 40S ribosomal protein S26-3-like. Bases 1 to 540 code for a protein of 179 amino acids. Lineage: Eukaryota; Viridiplantae; Streptophyta; Magnoliopsida; Fabales; Fabaceae. Gene Ontology annotation, biological process: translation. The record is from RefSeq and is a predicted model, not a curated record. Gene Ontology annotation, cellular component: cytosolic small ribosomal subunit; ribosome. Gene Ontology annotation, molecular function: mRNA binding; structural constituent of ribosome. The transcript is spliced from 6 exons.
AUGAAUUGGCUGCAGUUCUUGUUCUUUCCUAUCGUGUUCUUCCUUCGUUCCUGCAUCUGGCUGAUUGCUCUGCCCUUCAAACUGUUCCACGCAACUGUGCGGGAGUUGCCUUUCGUUCGCUGCAGAAAGUGUCACAAGCUCUGCCUCAAGACUUUUAAGAGAAGGAAUUGUGGGCGUAGCAAGCACGGUCGUGGACACGUUGAUUUUAUUCACUGUUCCAACUGUGGCAAAUGUUGUCCUAAGGACAAGGCCAUCAAAAGGUGCAUUGUGAGAAAUAUUGUUGAGCAAGCUGCGAUCAGAGAUAUUCAGGAUGCCUGUGCUUACGAGGAGUACAAGCUUCCAAAGAUGUAUAUCCAGAUGCAAUAUUGUGUGUCCUGUGCAAUUCAUUCUCAUGUGGUGAGAGUUCGUUCUCAUGAAGAAAGGAGGAAUCGCCAACCACCACAACCACAACAGUUUACUAGAAUCACGGAUGGUCUACCUCGUGCUGCUCAACCGGGACAGCCACCUCGUCCUCCCAGUGGUGCCUUCAAGAAAUCCUAA